This is a messenger RNA of Anisakis simplex (herring worm), 270 nucleotides long. The record is from the annotation of a GenBank genome assembly. NCBI's taxonomy places the organism in Eukaryota, Metazoa, Nematoda, Chromadorea, Rhabditida, Anisakidae.
AUGGAAUUUUGGGAACUUUUUCAGGCGUAUAUAACGCUUUUAUCGGUGACCACAACGUGGUUAAUAGGUCGUCGUAUGAAUUUGGGACGACGCGCCAAGAUUGCGUUGCAUUCGACAAUGGCGAUGGGUUAUGCUCAAGUGCUUCUCGGCAUUGUCACUCUAGUGCAUUACGUUCCGGUAUGGCUAGGUGCACUGCAUCAGAGUGGUUCGAUGGCCGUGAUGACGUUCGUUUUUUGGUUAUCGAAUGAAAUACGACGAAUUCCGAAGUGA